CCAAUAUUUAACUUUGACCAAAACGAGGAAAUUGAAUCACUUAAAUACCCGAACGUAUGGAUCGGAGUCAUGACAUCGAGUCAGUUGCCCGUCAAUGGUGUCAAACCGUUUGAGAUGUGUGGCCAACAAUUGGUGGCCUUCAGGGGUGCGACGGGUGCUGUCCACGUGUUAUCCGCCUAUUGUCCGCAUUUGGGCGCAAAUCUCGGUGUCGGCGGACAUGUGGUGACUGAAUUGGGCGACGACUGUAUUCAGUGUCCAUUCCAUGGCUGGAGGUUUGGGGGCGCAGACGGACAGUGCAAACACAUACCUAAAAUUGAAACAAUUACUAUAUAUCAGGUACCCCACGACAACGGAAUAGAUCUAGAACAUUUUGGCUACGUACAUCACGUACUGAUACCAAACGUGCUAACAUUGGAUUUUGAGUUUGACACCGAUUAUGGCGAUGGACCGGUACCCAUAAUUACAGGUAUUACUACCCUGAAACUAUUUGGCCGAAAAUUGUUGCGCAUGCGCACCACUUCGCGCAAAGAAUCGCCCGUUCAAGAGAUGGUGUCAUUUGGCUAUAUCCACGUCAAUGCAGUACAGGUGCCACUCAGCCACGAUCGGACAUUUAUAAUUAUUGGCCUGUAUGGAGUCCGCACUGUAUUUGCUAUGAUAUACUUUAAACUAUUUUUGAUGUUUCUUAUUGGUCAG
Messenger RNA from Medioppia subpectinata, 693 nucleotides. The record is from the annotation of a GenBank genome assembly. Lineage: Eukaryota; Metazoa; Arthropoda; Arachnida; Sarcoptiformes; Oppiidae.